Molecule: messenger RNA, 574 nt
Organism: Saccostrea cuccullata (small rock oyster)
Lineage: Eukaryota; Metazoa; Mollusca; Bivalvia; Ostreida; Ostreidae
Product: copine-2-like
Exons: 5
Coding region: 1-525 (174 amino acids)
Biological process (GO): cellular response to calcium ion
Cellular component (GO): plasma membrane
Molecular function (GO): calcium-dependent phospholipid binding
Source: RefSeq, a predicted model, not a curated record
AUGUUGACUGAUGUCUCUCAUGAUGGCGUCAUUAACGAUAUCAAACGAACCCUAAGAAAAUUGAUUGCCAUCAGUCACCUCCCCUUGUCUGUAAUUUUUAUUGGUGUUGGACCAGCAGAUUUUAGCCUAAUGGAACAGUUCCAUAUAAAUACAGACACACCUCUACAGAAUAAGAAGACAGGGGAAGUGGCAGUACGGACAAACACGUACUUUGUUGCUUUUCAUAAAGAAAAUAUCAACACUGGAGGGAAUGCAGCGCUGGCUAAAGAAGCGAUGGCAGCUCUAUCUACACAGAUUAUCCAAUACAUGAAGAAAAACAACCUGACUCCAAACAAACCCAAACUGAUACGCAACGAAAUAAUGGACUGCUUCACAGACGAUCAGCCCAAACUUUUACCCAAAUCUAUGUCAAAGGCCAGCUUGAUCUCAGUCAAAACAACAGGUCCGGCAUGCCCUACUUGUGGUGCUCAAAUUGAACCAGGAUCACAGAUUUACAGUGACAUUUUAAACACAAGUGUCACAUGACAAGAAACCACCCCAUAAACUAUUUAUAAAAAGUUACUUUUUUGCAACA